Molecule: messenger RNA, 618 nt
Organism: Lactuca saligna
Lineage: Eukaryota; Viridiplantae; Streptophyta; Magnoliopsida; Asterales; Asteraceae
Source: the annotation of a GenBank genome assembly
AUGGAAGCUUCACAACCAACUUGGUUAUCAAAUCCAAACCCAAACCCAAUCUCAACUCUCAUUAGCCCGAAUUGCUCCUUUAGAGUCUCAUUUGAUGAGGCUUCCUUCAUUGAAAUGGAUCCUAACCUCACGCCCUCCAAAAGAUUCCUCGUUCGUCCAGAUUCUGAUUCUGGUUUUGAUUUUCCAACAUCGCAAGCGCCUUCAACACUUGUCCAUGCCGAUAAGCUCAUUUCAAACGGGACCUUGCUUCCCAUGAAAUCACAUGGCCCAUCCGGCUCGGUUCCCAAUUCACCUCUCUAUCCCACCAUUCAAGACAACAAUCGUCUUCGUAAAAGCCGUUCUAUGAUGCUACGUAGGUGUAACCGACUCCCGAAAAGAAUCAUACAAAAAUACAUGGAUUUGGUUCAACCGAUUUGGUGUAGACUGAGACGGGGGAGGUCAGAUAGUAGUAGGGUACAAGGAGUUGAGAACUGGGAAUGUUCGUCUGCUUACGGUCCCGGUCCUGGUCCCAGGACAAGUGGUGCGUGUUGGGUAGAUAACCGUCGAAGAUCUUGCGACUCUGAGAGCUCGAUUCAUGAGGCGGUUGUCCAUUGCAAGAGAACCAUUGGUAUGAAUUGA